This is a messenger RNA of Chiroxiphia lanceolata (lance-tailed manakin), 7018 nucleotides long. It is a transcript of the gene WIPI2, whose product is annotated as WD repeat domain, phosphoinositide interacting 2. Gene Ontology annotation, molecular function: protein binding; phosphatidylinositol-3-phosphate binding; phosphatidylinositol-3,5-bisphosphate binding. Gene Ontology annotation, cellular component: extrinsic component of membrane; cytosol; phagophore assembly site membrane. The transcript has 13 exons. NCBI's taxonomy places the organism in Eukaryota, Metazoa, Chordata, Aves, Passeriformes, Pipridae. Gene Ontology annotation, biological process: autophagy of mitochondrion; nucleophagy; protein localization to phagophore assembly site. The coding region runs from base 1156 to 2400 and encodes 414 amino acids. The record is from RefSeq and is a predicted model, not a curated record.
CUUUGUUUAUGUCUGCCCAGUCAGUAGAGCUACAUCAUGCUUAAAGGUGCUUCAGUAAUUAGAAAAAUUGCUGACAGACAGAACUGGAAAAUAAAUGACAUGGGCAUGUUGUUAUUGCAUUUAAAGCUUUUACCUUCACCUUAACAAGGUGCCAGUUCCACUCAGGCUUAAAUGUGUCUUGCUUACCUACACGGCAGAGCCAGUGGCCUGGUGUUAGGAAAAGAUGGUGCUGGUAAAAAUAAGGAUCAAGCCAACUUUUCCUUGGUUUUGUGAAGAGUUGGUGAUUAGUUACUCUCUCCUGUAGGAAGAUGAGCUUCAUGGUGGCUCUUAAUCUUGGGAAAUGAGGUUGCUGGUAGUCAGAAGAAUGUUGUCACCCUAAAAGUUGCUGUUGCUUUUCCCAGUCGUUGCAGUCCCUGGUGACUGAAGCAGAUCUCCUCUACCCUGCUCUUAGUUGCUUGUUUUUCCCAGACUUAACUUUUUUGAAAUGCUCGUUCACAGAUGCUGUAAGUAGUGACAUUGUCUCUUGGAACAGUAUCUACGUUAUUGCAAGUGUUGUCUUGCCUGUUUAUUCCACAUUGCCCUAAGCUUUAUUUACAUGACAGUUCUGAAUUAUUGGCUGGGACUGGAACUCUGCCUGAAAACACUCCACCUAUAAUGCAGCAGAAGCGGUUGGUUUGUGGCUUCUCUUUGAUAUAAUGUUUUCAUUAAGUAAAAACACAGAGAGGGGUAUUUUCAGAAGAUGUUGAUGUGCUUGUUUUGGACCUGGCCCUUUUCCCCAGUGAAUCAAUCAUUGCACAACUCAGCAUGACUGGCAUUCCCUGAUUGAGAGGCACAAGCUCCAACUUCCAGAUCAAAGUGGAGUAACCCGUCAGAAUUCGGGUGUCCCAGCCAAACCAUGCAGUUGGAAGCUUGUGGGUGAUCUCAGUGCUGGGUUCAGGUGUCCUUCACCCGUGAUCCUUGAGGACAGGAGAGCUCUGUAUUCCAAGGAGGCUUUAAAGCUAAACACACACCCCAAAAAAAAGGAAGGCGAGAGCGGUCACGUAGCUCCCACGCUCAGGCAGGAUAGCUGAGAGAGACAACCAUCCCUUGCAGUUGGCAGUAAAUCAGGCUACAAAUUCUUCUCUCUUUCUUCUGUGGACAAAUUAGAGCAGAUCUAUGAAUGCAACAGUAUUUCCUGUUGAUGUGCAUCAUUCUUCCUCCCUGAAAUCUCCCUCUGUGUUUUUCCCUCGUUCCUGUGAUUCCUCAGCUGACACAGAAGACGUGUGCAUUGUGGAGAGGCUCUUCUCCAGUAGCCUGGUGGCCAUAGUCAGCCUUAAAGCUCCACGCAAGCUGAAAGUUUGUCACUUUAAGAAGGGGACAGAGAUUUGCAACUACAGUUACUCCAACACCAUCUUGGCUGUCAAACUCAACAGACAGAGGCUGAUAGUAUGUCUGGAAGAGUCUCUUUAUAUACACAACAUACGAGACAUGAAGGUAUUACAUACAAUCAGGGAGACACCUCCCAAUCCUGCAGGGUUGUGUGCUUUAUCAAUAAACAAUGAUAAUUGCUACCUGGCCUACCCAGGAAGUGCAACUAUUGGAGAAGUACAAGUCUUUGACACCAUCAAUCUGAGAGCUGCUAAUAUGAUCCCAGCUCAUGAUAGUCCCUUGGCUGCUUUGGCAUUUGAUGCAAGUGGUACUAAACUUGCCACUGCCUCAGAAAAGGGGACAGUAAUAAGAGUGUUUUCCAUUCCAGAGGGACAGAAACUCUUUGAAUUCCGAAGGGGAGUGAAGAGGUGUGUGAGCAUCUGUUCGUUGGCCUUCAGCAUGGAUGGCAUGUUUCUGUCUGCAUCCAGUAACACAGAGACAGUGCAUAUCUUCAAACUUGAGACUGUGAAAGAAAAACCUCAGGAAGAGCCUACGACCUGGACAGGUUACUUUGGAAAAGUGCUGAUGGCCUCAACAAGCUACCUGCCCUCUCAAGUAACAGAGAUGUUCAACCAGGGUAGAGCCUUUGCUACGGUCCGUCUGCCCUUCUGUGGGCACAAAAACAUCUGUGCACUUGCCACAAUCCAGAAGAUCCCUCGUUUGUUGGUGGGAGCUGCCGAUGGGUAUCUCUACAUGUACAACCUGGACCCCCAAGAAGGAGGCGAGUGCACACUAAUGAAGCAGCACAAGCUCGAUGGCAGCAUGGAGCCAGCCAACGAAAUCCUCGAGUCUGCAUCCCACGACCGGCCGCUGGUAGCGCAGACGUACAGUGCCGCUGUGACUAAAGGUACAUAUGUGCCUUCCUCACCCACAAGGCAUGCCUAUACAGAUGACCUGGGUGCUGUGGGUGGAGCUUGCCUGGAAGAUGAAACCAGCUCACUUAGAUUGGAUGAAGACAGUGAGCAUCCCCCCAUGAUCCUUCGGACAGACUAAACUUGGACCUGUGAACUCACUCCUGAAGCAGAGAACACUGGCUUGAUGUUUCUUGAGGAACCUCGUGUUAUGCUGCUAUGAACUUUGACAUGAGUUGGGAGAGAGGAUGACAGACUCUUACAGUUUUAAGUCGUAGCUGUAGUUCUAAUUCUAUACAAUUGGAAAAAUAUAUGGUUUUCAAUUCAGUGGCUUUUAAUCUUGCUUAUCUAUUUUAGCUGUGUCUUUUUUUUUUUUGUUGCCAAAACCUGCUGUUUGUGCAGCCCUCAGAGCCUACUAGCUUUGCAUGCGUUCAUGUGCCAAGCAAGCAUAGGAGGGGGAGAGAGAGAGAGAAGCCACUUUAUAACAAACUCAAGUUUGUAUUUUUUUUAUAUAUGUACAUAAUAUUUAGCCUAUAUAAAGAAGGAGUAGAGAAGUGGUUCUGGAAGCUGAGACUAGUUCUGCACUGACAAAGGUCCAAAUGGUUCCUGUGCAUGGGCUUGCAGGCAUACCUAGUGACUGACAUGCAACCUUUCAAAUGCAAUGGCCUGUUUUUUUGGGUUCUCCCUUCCCUUUCCUGGACCAUUUUGUUAAUUAAAAUUCCUUCUGAAUGUUGUGUAUUUGUGGGACUGUUCUGUUUGUUGGGAUGGAAAACUGGAAGUGUUUCCCUGCGUAAGGAUAUAGAAUAUGGAAAGUGCCUUUACAGGGAAGGAAUUGCUGCAGGAAGAAAGCUAAAAUGAGGGAAGAAUUGUUAGAGAAUCUUGUUUGUGCACCUUUAGUGCUUGGGUGUCUGUAGUAGUGGCUGAUAAGCUUGUGGGUUUUUUAGAGAAGAAUUGGAAUGCACUUUCUUUCUCUCCUGUAGAUUGUCCUAUUUUCUUGGCAGAGUAGCAAUAACCUUUUUUUAUACUUUUUUACAUUAUCCAAAGCAAGGAUUCUGUCAGGCUGGAGGGAAGUCCCUGUAGAGUUUGGCAGCCCCACUCUAUAAACAGCCUUAAGGUUUACUGCUGGAAGGCAUAGCUCUCAAUUCCUGCUUCUCCCCAGUCUGAGGCUGAGUGCACUGCUCUAACAGUGAAGGUUCAUGAUUUUUUUCAGGAUACUGAUGUAAAUAUAAAUGAUUUUGAAAUAUUAAUUUUCUUCUGGAUUAUCUUCUGCUGGAUAACAAUACUUUUCCUUCUGGUUUUUUUUUUUCCCAUUUUCCCCUCUCAUCAGAGUACCUACUGUGAUACACUCAAGGACUGGUUGUCUCUUUGGCAAUUUGGGAAUAAAUCCAUAACUGCCCCAACUCUGGCUAGAGCUUUCCAAGGCUGAGCAGUGCUGCAAACUAUUUUUAGGGUUGUAAUGUGCCUUCUCUUAAGUCUUGGAUAACAGUUAGUGAGCAAGUGAUUAGCAAAGUACGUGGUGAGUGUUACUUUCCUUUGCCGAAAUGAGCCUCCCUUGCCUUUUGUGUAGCAGUGUAGGUUGCUUCCUUUCCCUCUACUGACUGCUUGCAAAGAAGUAAAAGUAAAAGCAGACAAGGAAAUUGCAGAUCUUGAAAGGAGGACAGAGGCUGAGUGCUCCAGCUACACGUGAGCUCCCUCCCACCAACAGGCAGUGAUGUGCUUUUAGGACUUGGUACUAUUGAGUCUCCUCUUGAGCAGUAGCAGGCGGUUUUGUCCCCAAAGCCUGUGUGGGCAGGUGGGCUUCCCCUGCCUCUAAAGUACAGAAGAAGGUGGUAGCCCCUGCCAGGAGACCUCUCUGUCAGUGAGGCUGCUGUCAGUCCAUGUAAGUUGGUUGGAGUGGCUUGUGGUGUCCCCUCCAGAGCCCGGCACAUUCACUGGAAACCCCUGAGUCAUGCUGAAAUCUUGCUUAGUCUCUCGAUUUUAAGAUCUGACUGAUAACUCAAUUCCAUGGUCUGGAAUUAUUUAUUUUCUUUCUUUUUUACUGCAAGUGCUCUCAGCUUUGCUGUGGAGCUCUGAGAGCUGCAGAGUAAAAUACAAAUCUCAGAUGUGAGCUCGGUGAGCUGUGGCAAACUGAACCACCAGGAGCUGUCAGAUGUCUGCUCAUUCCAGACUAAAGCUGGUAACAUUCCUGAUAACAUCCUUGGAGGCUUGGCCUAGACUCCACAAGCACAGUUAGCAGUAAACAUGCACCAGCAACACAGGUCUGCUAAGCACACAAGUUUUACAACUCUGGAGCGUAACAAAGGCCAUGUUACAUAGUCAGAUACACCCCUAAGUGUAAUUACUAACUUCAUUGCUAAAAAUGGGUAAAAUUUUACCCCCAUCUUACCUUUCACACCUUAUUUUCCACCGGUGAGUUUGAGAUCCCAUGUUCACUGUGUUUGUGUCUUCCGUAUGUUCCUGCUCCUGAGCCACACUGUGGAAUUGCUGUGCCCUACUUGGUUCACUCCUAAGUAGAAGCUGGAAGCCAGUAAAAGUAUCUUUUUGUUGUUGUAACUGGGAAAAUCUUUAGAGAGCAGAAGCAUUAAUAUUCUGGGGUUAGUGACCAGCACAAAGCUAGUAGGGUGGAACAGGUGGUUUCUGGUCCCCACUGGCUGUGUUUUUGAGAGUGGUGGCAGUAGUUUGUCUUGAGUUCAUUGCAUGAGGAUAUAAACUUUUUCUCAGAUAAAAUAUGACUAAUAUAACUUCUCUGUGAUGGCCUUAGGCCCUCAGAAACCACCCUGUUGUGGUGUGCUACCAAAGUUAAAAGCCUUUCAGGUUGGGGGUUCAUCCCAGUGACACAAAGACGUAUUUUUAUUUUUUUUUCUUUAAGCAUACCAGAAAUGCUGUUUGCAGCUGCAUCCUCACCUGAGUAUGGAGCGUGUGAUUGCACUGUUGUUCUCUGUGGAUCAGGAGGUGUCUAAAGAUUUCUGUUCUGGUGGUCUGACAGCCCAGGGUAAGCCAAGGAGGCUCUAGACCCGUGCUGUGACCAUAGGCUUCUAGUUUAGGAUAUGGGAACUAUGGCCCCUCUCGGGUUAGACUGACCUUCCUUGGAAGGACAGUGUUUGAUCUGUAUAGCCUGUCUUGAAUCUCUUGAUUCAAGCUGCACUUCUUGAUAGCUUUUAACUCAGUGGAGGGUUGGGGCAGAGAUAACUGGAACAACCAAAGCUGGGGAGGGGGGAACACUGAAAAAUUUGCAAUCCUAAACUCAGGUCUUAGCUUGCAGUGGGAUCAGUUCCCAGUAAGUACCAUAGGGAAGGAGCUGUUUAUCUUGAUGUGCAAAUAGGCAAUGAGUGCAGGUACUCAGCUGCUGUCUCGACAUCUGUCUGUUUACUCUGUAUUUCAAGUUCUGAGGCAGAAAGCUUUUAUCUGCUCCAGUCUCCUCUUAUGUCGCUGUUUCCAAAAUACAGGUGAUAGAUACAAAUCUAGCAGUUAAAAGGCAGGGCCUGGCAGAGGAGGAGGAGGAAGUAGAAAGCAUCAAGAGGUUGUAAAAGCUGUUUGUUCUGAUGCCCUGUUCAGCAAGGCAUUGGCACGAGUGCUCCCUCUGGGAUCAGGUGUGUGCUUGUACCUUGCUGCUUCGGGUCCUGCACGGCGAGUUUCUUGGCUCUGUGUUUUGCUGAGCGUGGGGGUAGAGGUGGUGGCUUUUCAAGUCUGCCUGAAUGCAAAUAAAUACCUGAGAGGACUUUUAAUGCAGUGACAGGUGUCUGACCUGUGUGUAAUAGUGAGAAGGGAGGAGUGAGCUGAGGAGCCACAGGCUGGGUGAGCGGGUUAGCGCAGAGCCCUGAGCAGAGCGUUCUUUUGUUACGUCCCGUGCUGUGCUUUCUUGGCUCCAGUAAUGGCAUUAGCAUCAAAGCAACAUGCAGUAGGACAGUAGAAUUUCUUUCCCUGGGGGUUGCUGAGCUGUUCAGUAUCCCACUGGUGUGUGCAGAUGCUCUGCUUCUGUUUGCAGAGCGACAGGAGUCUUUGUCCAAAGCAUUGGUGUGGAUUAAUCACUGCAGAGGUUUUGGAAGGUUUUAUUCUGUGCUCCAGCUGUCCUGGCUAACUUUAAAGCUGUCAACUUUAGUUAACCUGUUAACAUCUGAGAGCAAGGCCGAGUGUCUUCUCCACAUGUGCAGAGCAGGCCUUUCUUUUCCUGGAAUCUGCUGCCCCGUGAAAGGCUUGCAAUGAAGAAAGCAUGGCUCUGACUGUAAAUAAAUCCUUUCAGAUUCCAAUUGUACAACCAAAGGAAUUCAGCAAAUUCCUAUUUUUCUAAUCGUGACAUGCCUUCAUUUUAAUGCUCUUCCGACUGGCACAUCUCAUCUCACACCACUUUGAAAAUAACGGGCAAGAAGUUUUAUCUCUGGCUUGCAAACAGCUGCCGUUGUGCUCGUUACAGGUGUCAGUGCUGUGGCUUUGGCCAUGCGGCCGCAGGGACCUGCGCUGGCUCCCCUGCAUGUGCCCGACUCGGGAGUGGGGAGUUCUUCCUGAACCUGUAGCUCUGGGUUUCUGUGGGGUGCUGACUCGGCCCUAUGUCUACCUGGAUCUAUUUGCUCUUGCAUUUGCUUCCUUACCUGGAGAAAACCCUGCAUCCUGCAGUGCUCACUGACUGUUCGGUAUCUGUGUCGAUAAGUGGAAAAAUCUGUCUUAACAUUCCACCUCACCAAGUGUCUGGCUCUCACUGCUAGCCCAUCGCUCUUUGUAAUUUUAUAACUGCCUAAGAAAUUAAAUCUGUGUUGUGAUAAGUA